Molecule: messenger RNA, 1398 nt
Organism: Harmonia axyridis
Lineage: Eukaryota; Metazoa; Arthropoda; Insecta; Coleoptera; Coccinellidae
Exons: 3
Coding region: 1-1398 (465 amino acids)
Source: RefSeq, a predicted model, not a curated record
AUGAAGAUCAGUUGUAAAAACAAUUCACCCCAGGCAAAACUUGCCUUAAAAUCCGCAAUUAGAACUUGGAUCAAGCUGGAGAUGAAAAAGUGGUAUAAGAUAAGAGACAACAACAAACUACACCUGAAAGUGAUACACAGUGAAUUAACUUACCGCAUUAGCCCUGCUGAGUUCGACCAUUUGGAUUUUACCAUCAGAGAAGAAGUAAGGAUUUUGGGACAUAAACAAUAUGAAAAUCAACUUAAAAAACUUGAAGCUCUUGUGAAUAAUGUGGACAAAUUCGAACCUAACUCGUUGAAUUACGUGAGUGAAACUAACAAAAUCUUUUACGAAAAAGUGAUAAAUUUUACAGACGUACAUUUCGAAGAAGCUGAAAUUAAAUUGCUGGAAAAAGGUUUGAAACAUUGUCCGAAUGUGUUCAGUAAAAACGACCUCAAACAAUUUGCAGUAAAUGUUGAAUUGGCUUUAAAUAAAAUUGAACCUCCUGAAAAUCGAGAUCUCGAAAAAUCAUUAUGUGCGAGAAUAAUAUCAAAAGCUACCGUGGAAGAUAAUAAAAAUGAGUCAUUGGUUUUAAAACAAAUCAAAAAGAAAGCCUCAGAAAAUGACCUGAUCAUAACAAAAGCUGACAAAGGCAAUACAGUCACAUUUUUGAACAGAAAUGAUUAUUUGAUAAAAACUGAAAGUUUAUUGAAUUCUAAUAAUUUCUUAGAAUUGAAGUUUGACCCUACAUCAAAAUUCCAAACUGCGGUGAAGAAGACAAUUAAGAGCUGCCCUAACUUGUUAUCUCAAGUGAGUUUCCCUCUGACCAUAAUGAACCCCAGAAUACCCUUAUUAUAUGCUCUUCCUAAAAUACAUAAGGAAAAUUGUCCGAUGAGACCCAUUGUUUCAUAUACUCAUGCACCAUCUUUGAAGCUCUGUAAAUUCUUGAAUUCGAUGUUACCAGAGGGAUCACUUGCUACAGUUCUGGAACAUUUUAACAGUUAUAACACCCACCUACAAUUCACGGCAGAAGAAGAGGUUGACAACUCCAUACCUUUUUUAGACAUCAGGGUGAUAAGAAUGGGAGAAGUGUUGAGGACUGAUUGGUAUAACAAGCCUAGUAGCUCUGGCAGAUAUUUGCAUUAUAGAUCUUGCCAUCCUCAAAAUAUGAAGCUAAAUCUAGUCACACAGAUGAAAACUAGAGUCUUAAGGUUGACACAUCCAACUUUUCAUAGUCAAUGUAUUGUCAAACUGAAAAAGCUAUUUGUAAUGAAUGGAUACCCGAUAAAAUUACUCAAUAAGUUACUUUGCAAUACAUCAUCUUCACCCCCAGUCGAAGUCACCAUGUCAUUAAACACUGAUGCCAUGAUAGACCGAGCUGACAUCGUUUACGCCACUAUACCUUACAUACCAGGGUGA